CAGCCACUUCGACGUGCGCAUGGACGGCAACGACAACGCGGUUCACCGCCGCAAGGGUGUCAGCGCCAUGACCCACGUCGCCGCCAUGGUUGAUGACGACGACGUGCAGGCGGCUGCGCGCCGCAAGGGCUUGCACGUCGUCAACGUCGCGUGGGAAGACUGCGCGCGCUUCAUCGACAGGUGCUGGGGGCCGUGCAUCUCGGACAUGACGCUCGUCACCCGUCGCACUCGUAUGCCUGUGCUUCGCGCGCCCAACUUUCAAGAUCCCAUUAUGCGCAUCCCGACGCGCCAGAUCAUGCUCACUGUCGGGAACGAGUCGCCGUACGAGGACGCGCCGUUGACCAAGAUCUCGCUCCAAGAGUACCUCGAGACGAUCACCAAGUACACGGAGCUCGAGCACAGCAUAUACGCGCCGCAGCACGACGACCAAGCGGUCGUGAGCACGCAAGCGUGCUUCUUGCCGAUCGAGAAGGAGGCCGAGAGCAAGACGGAGUUUCACGUUGGCUUGUUCAACUACCAGUCGCGGGCGGAUGACCCGGCCGUGCUCGUCUUGGUCUGCACGGACGCUGGCACAAGUGCUCAAGUCGUGAGCCAGCGCGACACGGCCCUCUUCUGCAACCACCACGGCUUGAAGCACUCGUUUGCAGCGGAGCGCUUGUCCCAAGACCGCGCCAAGCGAGGGGUCGACGCCGCCGAUGUCGCCAUGACAGCAGACGAAGAAGCACGCAACUACGUCAUGAUUGUCCAGAUUCCACUGCAGCAAAAGCCGAAACCCACGCUACGAAAGGUCGCUCGUUCCCGCAGCGCGAGGCCAAAUAACGUGGUCGCACCGUCAAGAGUGGACGUCGAAGCUGCGAUCAUCAGCAUCAGUGACGACGCCAAGGGCCCGUACCCCAAGCUGAGCCGCUUCAGCCACGUGCAGCGAGACACGAGGUACCCGCUCCGCGUCACGGUGCAGUUUUAUCAAGCGACGAGCAAUGGGCGUGUGACACCCAACGUGGUGCGGGCACUGGCCAAGAAGAUGGCGUCGGUCAAGGCCAAUGCGACGUGGUGGGGCUCCCUCGUCACGGCCAAUGCGUCGAGCUCCGGUGUCCCGAGCUUUGUUGCCAAGAAGCAGGGCGCGAAACGCAAGCAUGUUUAAGCCGUCGAUUUUACUUGUUUUGUCGGUCGA
Molecule: messenger RNA, 1171 nt
Organism: Saprolegnia parasitica CBS 223.65
Lineage: Eukaryota; Oomycota; Saprolegniomycetes; Saprolegniales; Saprolegniaceae
Exons: 3
Coding region: 20-1141 (373 amino acids)
Source: RefSeq, a predicted model, not a curated record